Cladocopium goreaui is the source of this 979-nucleotide messenger RNA. Lineage: Eukaryota; Dinophyceae; Suessiales; Symbiodiniaceae. The record is from the annotation of a GenBank genome assembly.
GUACUUGAUCUUCGAAGUUGACAGAGUUUGGGCAUCAGCGGGCCACGGAAUACGAUUCGACCAGGUGGGAGUGUCUCAAUGUGACGACACUUGUGACAACAACACAGUCAAAGAGCUGUACGAACUGGGUUACCUUUGCUUCGUGGUCCAUCCCAAGGCCUUAGUUCCCAUCUACGCUUUCUGGUGGCAUCCCAGUUUUACCGACAAUACCUGGACAAACGUGUUUUGCGCUUGUGAAUUUGACCCAGAACUCUUUGCCAUCUAUCUCUCCUAUACGGACUCUGCGUACCUUAUUGCAGUUUGGUAUGCUGCCGUGGAGUUGCAGCAGCAAAGCAGCUUACCUCCGGCAAAGCCCCGGGCCUUGUGGUUUGAAGCUGCUAUAGAGUUGGAAGUUCUCUACAGGAGAUGCGAGAGUCCUUCGUUGUCAGUUCAGGUUGCUGAACCUGGAUCGCCAAGCCUAGAAAAAGCAGGGGCAAUGCCUUUUGAAGAGAAGUUGGAGCAGCUGGAGCACUUCUGUCUGGACCUCCGGGAAACUUUGGAGGACCGGCUCCUGCUGGUGCUGGCGGACCUCGAAAAGCAAGUCCCUGAUCUGCUGCAGAAAUUCCAGCGGGAGUCAGAAGAUGGGGCUGAACGUGCUGAAAAACUGAGAGAGCUGGAGGUGAGGGUCGAGAUGUUCUGCCGCCGCAUGAGCACGCAGGAGGAAAGAUUGCAAAGUUGCGCAGAGCGGGCUGAGAAGAGCGUUGCGCUGCCACAGCUUCGCAGCCUUUGUCGGGAAGAGUUGCAGAAAAAGCUCAGUGAGGAGGAUUUGCUGGGCACAACGGCCCUGGUACGGAAGCAGCAAGAUGCACUCAAUGAGGUGCAGCUUCAACUGCAGAGGCUCCUGGAUCGGCUGCACUUGGCUGGGCUUCGACAGGGACCAUGUUGCUGUGAGAGCUUGGACGCUGACUUGCCAUUCGUAGUGUUGAUGGAUGUGGCUUGA